Molecule: messenger RNA, 553 nt
Organism: Phodopus roborovskii (desert hamster)
Lineage: Eukaryota; Metazoa; Chordata; Mammalia; Rodentia; Cricetidae
Gene: Get1
Product: guided entry of tail-anchored proteins factor 1
Exons: 5
Coding region: 14-538 (174 amino acids)
Biological process (GO): tail-anchored membrane protein insertion into ER membrane
Source: RefSeq, a predicted model, not a curated record
CGUGGGAGCCGCGAUGAGCGCGGCCGAGGCGGACCGCGGGGCGUGGCUGCUGGUGCUGAGCUUCGUGUUCGGGUGCAACGUGCUGCGGAUCCUCCUGCCGUCCCUGUCCUCCUUCGUUUCCAGGGUGCUGCAGAAGGAUGCAGAGCAGGAGUCGCAGAUGAGGGCGGAGAUCCAGGACAUGAAGCAGGAGCUGGCCACCGUCAACAUGAUGGACGAAUUCGCCAGAUAUGCUAGGCUGGAAAGGAAGAUCAACAAGAUGACAGACAAGCUCAAAACUCAUGUGAAGGCACGGACAGCUCAGUUGGCCAAGAUCAAAUGGUUUAUAAGCGUCGCUUUCUACAUACUGCAAGCAGCACUGAUGAUUUCCCUCAUCUGGAAAUAUUACUCCGUCCCUGUAGCUGUGGUACCCAGCAAGUGGAUCACCCCGCUAGACCGCCUGGUGGCCUUCCCUACUCGAGUAGCAGGUGGAAUUGGAAUCACCUGUUGGAUUUUAGUCUGUAACAAGGUUGUGGCUAUUGUACUCCACCCUUUCAGCUGAGGAGGAGAUGAGCAG